AUGCAGCGUGGGCCCAGCACUGCCUCAAGCUUCAUAACGCAGGCACUUUCUCUACCAUUGUUGGCAAAGGAGCUUAACGAGCAGCUCCGAAGCAUCUGGCCUCCGUCGCCUGCUUGCUUGGAUCACGCCCCCCUAGCCAUCACUUGGGAGAUGACAAGGAUUGCUAUCCACUGUGGUGUUGAUUUGCGAGAAUUCGACUUGGAAUACGACCCUGGGCCAGCUGGGUCCUGGUGGCAUGACCGGGAUCAAUUCAUGUCUAUGAUUGAGAAGCACCCACUUUUUUGCGGCAAGGAACUUCCGGCUGCAAGCGAUAUGGAUGCGUGGAAUGCCGCUAUGCAUAGCUUCAAGACAGGCGACAAAAGUGUCAUCUUGGUUGCAGAGCUUGAACGGCAUUCUGUGGGCAAAGCGCAGUCCUUCAAGUUGAAGCCGCGGCCGCUUGGCCUGGAGCGCGGGCACCGUCUGGACAGGCGAUUUGGAGCCGAUCGAUUCUUUGAACUCAUCUUACCACCGAGGCAGCUGAAUGUCAAGAAAGCCGUCAAGGAAGCAGAACUGGAGGCGCUAUCUCAGUGGUUGAGUGGACAGCACCAUGACUUUCUCAGCCGCACAUGGCUCCCCAUAUUUGUGAGGGAUGACAAGAAAAGGGUCAAAGACCUUGGUACGGUCGCAACCUCCAAGGGAGUCCCAGUACAGCGAGUAACGUUCUUUUCGGUAAACGGCUAUCAAUUCCGGCCGAGGGGCUUCCCAACGCUGGAAGAAGCAGAGGAUCCGAAAAGACGCAGCGAGCUCUCGUACGCUGACUUUCUCCAAUGGGCUGUCGCCCUCGGAGACUCAGCUGGGCAGGCGAUCCCAAAACUCUUUUCGCGCAUCUCACUCAGCCUUAGCCGAAACAUACCAACCGUCGUUCUCGAAAAGCAUCAGAUGACGCAUUGCUCGAGUGACCUGCUCCCAUACCCGGACGGUGGGGAGAAGGUCAUGAAUGAUGGUGUAGGGACUAUGUCGAGGGGCCUCGCUGAAAAGAUCUGGUACUGCAUAAGGCCUGACUCACACCCAGCCGACACCCCAAGCGCUUUCCAAGGAAGAAUUGGAAGCGCCAAAGGCUUGUGGAUCAUAGAUCCACUCGAUUCUAGCGACGAUAUCUGGAUCAAGACAUAUCCAUCCCAGAGAAAGUUUGCGUGCCCCUUCGACGACGUGCAUCAUCGAACUUUUGAAGUGAUUGGAUGGCCCAAAAAGCUCUCGACAGCGUACCUCAACCAGCAGGUCAUCCUCAUUCUAGAGGCUCGCUCUAAAGACCCCGAGAAGAUGCGCAGGGUUGUUGGCAAACACCUGAUGACGACAAUAACCGAGGAACUAGAUCAGCAAAUGCGGGCACUGGACGAUCCCCUGAAUUACAUCUUGCUCAUGGACAGAUACGGUGUAGUCAGGACCGUUGACCGGCAGACCCAUGACUGCGUCCAAUACAUUGGAGGAAUGCCGAACUCAAAGUCGGAAGCGGUGAUAACCCUUCUCGCGAGCGGGUUCCAGCCUCGGAUGAAGUACGUGAGGGAGGCUAUAUGGGAGAUGCACGAGUCCCAGAUGACCCUCCUCCAGAACAAGCAAAAGAUCCAUGUGCCAUGCUCUACCUACGCUUACAUGGCGGCUGAUUUUGCUCACGUCCUGCAACCUGGCGAGAUACAUCUUUCAUUCUCUGAAAAGUUCGCGGCCGGGGAUUUUUCCGACACGCUUCUAGAGGGCAUGGAUGUCCUUGUCGCUCGGCUGCCGGCGCAUUUCCCAAGCGACAUCCAAAAGGUGCGCGUGGUCUCAAAGCCGGAGCUUCGAAAACUGAAGGACAUUGUCAUCUUCCCCACUCUCGGGCCCUACCCGCUUGCCGACCUUCUUUCCGGAGGAGACUACGAUGGCGAUAAAGCCUGGGUAUGUUGGGACCAAGAUAUUGUUUCCAACUUUGAAAAUGAGCCUCAGCACCCCCCGGAAUAUGAUUUCGUUGCGGAAGGGUACUUGGAGAAGGAGAAACUCUGCUAUCAUGAUAAGUCCGUCGCUAGCAAAGAAGCUAUAGUCAUGGGAUCUCUUCUCAGCAACUUAGUCGACCAGGCAAAAGCGGGCACAACCUUUACCGAUGCAGCCUGGGAAAGAUUUCGCAAAGACCGUCUUCAAAAGCAUGGAGAUUACGACAAGCCCGAGUACAAGAAUGCGACGAUGGACGACACCAAGAACAACAAGCGCCCUCAGGAUAUGCAUAUCCUAGACUAUCUGAAGUUUGAAGUUGCCCAGGGCCCCAUAAUGGAAGCAAACAAAGCCUUUUCCAAAGCUCUCGGACGCGAAGACGAUACUGUCCUCGAUUGGGAUCUCACCAGCGUCUCCAACGAGGUAGAAAUGCGUAUGGACCGCGGUCUGUGGAAAGAAUUAAGCCAGUCUCUGCGCACGGAGCUUCAAGCCCUUUUCGAUGAAUGGGACUGCACCAAAGCUAGAAUGAGGAAGGAUCAGGUGGCGGGUCUGCCCUAUCAGAGAUUCAUCAAGGCAACCUGGACCAAGUGGUUGGAGAUUGCGCCUGCCCCCCACCUCCGACAGCAUGAAGCCAUCAGCGGCAUGAACGAGAGGUGGAGUCGGAACCCGACUCUGGACAAGCUGCAAGAGGCCAAGGAUGGAAAGGAUGAUGACUGGUCGGCCCAGUUCAGCCAAUGGAACCUGUUCAAAGCGUCGUUUACAUUCUUCGCCUUCUACAGACGAAACUACACCUUUGCCUGGGAGACGGCUGGGCGUCAACUAUGCCACAUAAAGUGCAGGAUUGCGUCGGAAGUGGGUGACCGCGCAAACACGUCGUCCGUCCUCGUGAGCCCGAGGGUGUGGGCUGCUAUGAAGCCGAACAGCAAACACAUCCUGGCUCAGAUGGCCAAGAUGAACGACGCCAGGCAAGACGUCUUUUACGAUGAUGAGGACGACGGCGACGACGUGGAUUGUCUCGAUUAUUAUGAGCAAGAAUACGCAGACUCUAUCAUUGGAGACGACUGA
Messenger RNA from Geosmithia morbida, 3003 nucleotides. Its product is annotated as RNA-dependent RNA polymerase. Gene Ontology annotation, biological process: siRNA processing. Bases 1 to 3003 code for a protein of 1000 amino acids. The transcript is spliced from 4 exons. Gene Ontology annotation, cellular component: nuclear RNA-directed RNA polymerase complex. Gene Ontology annotation, molecular function: RNA-directed RNA polymerase activity. Lineage: Eukaryota; Fungi; Ascomycota; Sordariomycetes; Hypocreales; Bionectriaceae. The record is from RefSeq and is a predicted model, not a curated record.